AUGCGUUGUUCGGCUCUGAUCUCGGCCGUUCUUCUCGGUAUAGCGAGCUCUUCCACCAUCCCCUUCCUUGGAUAUGACCGAAGAGUAGCGCGUGACUACUUCGACAAACGUACCGAUAAUGGAUCGGCAUACUCUUGCUUGACCGAGGCUGCUACUACAUUAGUAGCACCUAAGACCAAUCCAUGGGCUCCUUUGACACCAGAUGAGAAUCUCGCCGUCUGGACAAUGCUUCAUUCGCCAACCUCCGGUCUUAAUCUUACUGACCCCACAAAAGCUGUGCUUACGGACAACUACGUAUUUUGGCUUGAUGCAUUGCACACUAACAAGAGCGAGGUGCUGAAGUACAUGGAUGAGGGUGCAGCAAUGCCCGCAAAGUACGCCCGAGCCAUCAUCUUUCAAGGCGGCAAAGCUGAGCCAGAUUCUCAAGAGUACAUGAUUGGCCCCCUCCCUGUAUCUGCAGAGACCACCAUCGAGAAGCUGGAUUACAUCUACAACGGCGGUUCCGGUGGUUCCGUGCCGUACAACGCCAGAUACUUCGACGGCCCAAGGACGACGGCGACCGAGCCGCUCAUCGUAUCCAUCAUGUCGAACAUCUCAGACAUAACGGCAGCUCUCUUCCAAGGAGGUGUUUACUUCGGAUCGGCCGACAAAAGAACCAAUCUUUCCUCAACGACUGGCACGCCUAUCUCUUUCGAUGGCUCUAGCGCUUUUCGCAACAUCAUGUUCCGCUUUCCAGGUCCAGCAACUUACAUGACACCGCUAGACUUUUAUCUCCUAAUCGACUGUAGCGGCACUGAUCCUUCUCUCUACUCACUGAAAGGAUUCGUCACAAAUGAAAAGUUUUACCCUACCAUCGCAGACCUACGAAGUGCAUUCGAAUCAGGCGAUCUUGCUAUGGAUUGGGCACUAGUCGACUACAAGCCCGAGCUAGGCGUGCGGGAUCUGGAGGAGCGGCUCGCGCCAAGCACUCUCGAAAUUGGAGGAAAGCGAUACAAGCUUGACAAAGAGAACCAGUAUGUCGAAUAUAUGGGUUGGUCAUUUUACAUGUCGUUCUCGAGGACGCUUGGUAUCAUGUUCUAUGACAUCAAGUUCAAAGGUGAACGUAUUCUUUACGAAUUGUCGAUGCAAGAGGCUACCGCGCAAUACGGUGGCAACCAACCGAAGGCUGCUAAUACAGUAUACCACGAUACCUACUACCAGCUUGGUACUGAGAUGGGCAGCUUGGUAGAAGGCUUCGAUUGCCCAUGGGGAUCGACAUUCUGGAAUAUCACUUACCCAUCUUACAACAAAACGGCAGUCAACAAAAACGCAAUCUGCAUCUUCGAGACCGACAUGAACUUCCCGCUCUCCCGUCAUCGCACGGGCGCAUCCAACGAAUACGGUUUCAGCAAUCUUGGCAGCGUCAAGGGCGCUGGACUAAUUGUCCGCGCAAUCGCCACAGUUGGCAACUAUGACUACAUGUUUGACUACUCCUUCCACAUGGACGGCUCGCUAGAAGUCAUUGUACGAGCAUCCGGAUAUCUUCAAUCUAGCUUCUACUAUCCGGCGCAAGCGAAAUUCGGGCCGAGAAUUCAACAGGCCACCCAAGGCUCACUUCACGAUCAUAUUGUGACGUACAAGGCAGACUUCGACAUAGUCGGUGCCGCCAACUCGCUUCAAGUUUCAGAGUUGGUAGUUGUUAACCAAACCCAACCUUGGUUCCCUGAACUUGGUGAAUUUGAACAGAUGGAGCUGAACAUUACGUACAUGGCCGAAGAGCAGCAGUUUAACUGGGCACCCAACAACCAGGCUAUGUACGUCGUGUUGAACCCGAACGCUACCAAUGCCUGGGGUGAGAAACGCGGCUAUCGUCUCGUACCCGGCCGUUCCGAUAUUCACCUCUCAACCCUCAAUUCUCCAUGGUCACGCAAGAACUCCGAAUUCGCCAAAUCACAUCUAGCCGUUACGAGACAGCACGACAACGAGCCAUUUGCCAACAGUGUUCAGAACAUCAAUCUCCCCUUCACGCCGCAGCAAGACUUCAGCAAGUUCUUUGACGGCGAAUCAAUCGAAGGUGAAGAUCUUGUCGUUUGGUUCAAUCUUGGCAUGCAUCACUACACCAGGAGCGAAGACGUACCUGUGACCUUGUACACAGAGGCUUAUUCCAGUAUUGUAUUCGCUCCGCAAAACUUCUUCGACAGGGCACAGGAUGGCGAUCUACUGAAUCGCAGGUGGAUCGAGGUCGACAAGGAGGGAAACAUGACAUUUGAGACGUAUGGAGUGGGGCUGGAUGUUUGCCCAAUCGUUUUGAACGAGCCUGUAGCACUGCUAGGUGGUGCUGGUGAGCUGUAA
This is a messenger RNA of Alternaria rosae, 2331 nucleotides long. Its product is annotated as copper amine oxidase. The transcript has 5 exons. The coding region runs from base 1 to 2331 and encodes 776 amino acids. The record is from RefSeq and is a predicted model, not a curated record. Gene Ontology annotation, molecular function: quinone binding; copper ion binding; primary methylamine oxidase activity. Gene Ontology annotation, cellular component: plasma membrane. Lineage: Eukaryota; Fungi; Ascomycota; Dothideomycetes; Pleosporales; Pleosporaceae. Gene Ontology annotation, biological process: amine metabolic process.